This is a messenger RNA of Cucurbita moschata (crookneck pumpkin), 3315 nucleotides long. Its product is annotated as LRR receptor-like serine/threonine-protein kinase GSO1. Gene Ontology annotation, molecular function: protein binding. Gene Ontology annotation, cellular component: plasma membrane. Lineage: Eukaryota; Viridiplantae; Streptophyta; Magnoliopsida; Cucurbitales; Cucurbitaceae. The record is from RefSeq and is a predicted model, not a curated record. Bases 186 to 3068 code for a protein of 960 amino acids. The transcript has a single exon.
UUAUGCUAUAAAAAGCCUGAUCUGAGCUCAGGAGAGAUUUCCUGGUUAUUUACGCUGCAUCACUGCAACUCCUAAUGAUCUCAUAAGAUCUAAAAGCCAACACAUCAUCAUCCCUUUCAUUUUUCUUGCCUUGUUCUUGAAUGCUGGUUGCUUCAUAUCUUUUAUAUGAUCAUUCCAGCUGAACCAUGGCUAACGGUUACAUGCCCAAUCUCCAUCUCCUUCUCCUUCUCCUUUUCUCCGUUCUUGGCGUUUACCUCGACGUGGCUCGGGGACAGGUUUUGACACCAUCUAACUGGCUUCUGAAAAUGAAAUCAGAACAGGUUGAUCCUGUUGGAAUCCUUGAUAACUGGUCUCCAAGUACUCAUGUAUGUACCUGGCAUGGCAUUUCUUGUUCACAUGAUAUGUCCCAUAUUGUUAGCUUAAACCUUUCUGGCUCUGGAUUAUCAGGUUCUAUGUGGAGUGAGUUAUGGCAUAUCACUUCACUUGAAGUCUUAGAUUUGUCUUCAAAUUCUCUCUCUGGUUCCAUACCCUCUGAGUUUGGACAGCUUUUCAAUCUAAGGAUGCUGUUCUUGCAUUCAAAUAACCUGUCUGGCAAGCUUCCAGCUGAAAUAGGCCUUUUGAAGAACUUGCAAGCUCUCAAAAUAGGCAACAACAUGCUAUCAGGUGAUAUCACACCAUUUAUAGGAAACUUGACUAAUUUGAGUGUUCUUGGUCUUGGCUACUGUGAAUUCAAUGGAAGUAUUCCAUUUGAGAUAGGAACCUUGAAGCAUCUGAUAUCACUUGAUUUGCAGCAGAACAAGCUCAGUGGUUCUAUUCCCGACAGCAUUUUCGGAAUCGAAGAGCUCGAAAACUUGGUCGUAUCGAAUAACCUGCUUGAUGGCAACAUUCCUAGCUCACUAGCCUCAUUAAGAUCAUUGAAAGUCUUGAAUUUGGCUAACAACAGCUUUUCUGGAUCAAUUCCUGUUGCAUUAAGUGAUCUUACCAAUUUGGUGUACUUGAACUUGCUUGGAAAUAGAUUCAAUGGAGAAAUCCCUUCUGAGAUAAACAAAUUGGUUCUUCUUGAAAAUGUAGAUUUGUCAAGAAACAACCUUUCUGGAGCUGUAAGUCUACUGAAUUCUCAGCUGAAGAAUCUUAAAACUCUUGUCUUGUCGGAUAAUGCUUUAACAGGUAACAUUCCCGACAGUUUCUGCUUUGAAAAUUCAAAUCUUCAACAGAUAUUUCUUGCCAGGAACAAGCUUUCCGGCAGGUUCCCAAUCGAGCUGCUGAACUGUUCUUCACUACAGCAGCUGGAUCUUUCUGGUAACGGAUUCGAAGGCGAUCUCCCGUCGACUCUCGACGAUCUUAACUACUUAACCGACCUUUUACUCAACAGCAACAGCUUCACUGGAUCCAUCCCCCCUCAAAUUGGAAACAUGAGCUCGUUGGAGGAGGUGUAUCUGUUUGACAACAAGCUCACAGGAGCCAUUCCAAAGGAGAUAGGGAAGCUACAGAAGUUGAGUAUCAUUUUCCUCUAUGAUAACCAAAUGUCGGGUAGCAUACCGAACGAGCUUACGAACUGCACGAGCUUGACAGAGAUCGACUUCUAUGGCAAUCAUUUUAUAGGCCCCAUUCCUAAGGAUAUUGGCAGCUUAAAAAACCUGGCUGUGCUUCAUUUAAGGCAGAAUUUCUUGUGGGGUCCUGUCCCAGAAAGUUUGGGGUACUGCAAAAGCCUCAAGUUAUUGGCUUUGGCUGAUAACAAUCUCUCAGGGUCAUUACCCUCCAGUUUAGGACAACUCUCAGAAUUAAGCACCAUUACCCUUUAUAACAACUCCCUUGAAGGCCCUCUUCCUUUGUCAUUCUCCAUUCUUAAGAGCCUAAAGAUAAUCAACUUCUCCAAUAAUAAGUUCAAUGGAACCAUCUUUCCUCUCACUGGCUUGGUUUCUUUAACAGCAUUGGAUUUGACAAACAACAGCUUUUCAGGUCCUAUCCCUUCCAGAUUGUCUAGAAACUUGAGACGUCUUCGCCUCGCUCACAACGAGCUCACCGGUUAUGUUCCGUCCGAGCUCGGCGAACUGACAGAGCUAAACUUCCUGGAUUUGUCACACAACAAUCUCACAGGAGAAUUGUCAGCUCAGCUCUUUAACUGUAGCAAGCUUCAGCACUUUUUGGUUAACGACAACAAACUGACAGGAACCAUCACUCCAUUGAUAGGGAACUUACAAGAACUUGGCGAGCUGGAUUUGUCAUCCAAUAACUUAUAUGGGGAAAUACCUGCAGAAUUGGUAACCUGUCACAGAUUACUUAAGCUAUCUCUCCAUAACAACAAUUUAUCAGGAAAAAUCCCACAGGACAUUGGAAAUCUCACGUUUCUAUAUGUUCUUAACCUUCAAAGAAACAAUCUUUCAGGUCCUAUUCCAUCAACAAUCCAAAAAUGCAGCAAACUUUAUGAGCUGAGACUCUCUGAAAACCUCUUGACAUCUGAUAUCCCUCAAGAACUUGGAGCGCUGCAUGAACUUCAAGUGAUACUAGAUUUAAGCAAAAAUGGCUUAUCUGGUGAAAUCCCAUCAUCCAUUGGAGAUUUAAUGAAGCUUGAGAGAUUGGAUCUUUCUUCAAAUCAUCUCAGAGGGGAAAUUCCUAGCUCACUUGAAAAACUAACAAGUAUGCAUAUCUUGAACCUGUCAUAUAAUCAUCUACAAGGUUCAAUCCCUCAAUGUUUUUCAGGUUUUCCAUUGAGUUCCUUCAAGGAUAAUAAUGAACUCUGUGGCUCACCUCUGUUAUCAUGUUCAUCAAGGCAAGAAACAAGCAAGCUAUCCAAGGCUGCAGAGAUUGGUAUUAUUGUGGCUAUUGUUCUUACAUCCAUGGUUAUAUGUCUAAUAAUGAUGUAUAUUAUGCUGAGAAUGUGGAGUAACUGGAGAAAUGUUUCGGUUUCGAUAUCGGAUGGCGGUGGGAACGAACACGACAGAGAUGAAGUGAGAUGGGUUCAUGGAAAUGACAAGAAGGUAGGACAGUAUUGGAAGGUUGAUUCUGUGGCGUUGGUUCGUUCUAAGGCUAGUAGGUGUGUUUUUCAACUCAAGGAAGAUUCAGAGUGAAUGUGGCUUGUAGAGCUCUCAUGAAACAUCAAGGCUUCAUGAGGUUAUUUGUUGCUGAUGAUUUUUUUUUUUAACUGUGUUACUGAUGAAGUUUGGUGUCUUGAGGAUUGUAAAAAUAAACUGGAGAUCUCUGUAGAUAAUUGCCUAGUGUAUGAUUAGUGUUGAGAAUUGAUAUCUGUUCAAAAAGUGUCCAGGUUGUAUCUGAAAUUUCAAUAUCUAUUGUGCUAACUCAUGGCUUCCAUCGCUA